AUGAUAUCAAGCAAGAUGAAUGAGAUGAUUUACUUAAUAGUGUUGUCCAUGAUAAUGAUUGCGGUGUUGUCAGCAAGGGAGCCGAAACAGGUGACUUUAGCGAACCAAGGAACAAUCGCAGGGAUGUACAUAACAAGGUUCAGGACGAAGAGGAUAGCGGCAUAUGUGGGUAUACCAUACGCCCAGCCUCCUGUUGAUUUUAGGCGUUUUGCUCCACCAGAGUACACGGAUCUUCCUAAUUGGCAAGGGUUGAGAAAUGCGACGACUUACGCGCCAGAUUGUAUGCAGAAUGAUCCGAAGAGGGAAGACAUUCAGCAUCCUUUGAACAAACACGAUGAGCUGUUUACGAAACUACUAGAGUCUCAAAUGGAGGAACCGAGGAAAAAAGAGUACUCGGAAGACUGUUUGUACCUCAACGUCUAUGUACCAGAUGAUUUCAAGGUAGAAGGCUACCCGACGAUGGUGUGGUUCCAUGGCGGAGAUUUCGUGCGAGGCAGCCCUAACAGCAUAAACCCCUUUCAACUAGUACUCAAGCAAAAGGUAAUAUUUGUGUCUGUCGCCUACCGUUUAAAUAUAUUUGGAUUCUUCUCAACUCUGGAUAACGAAGCUCCAGGAAACUUUGGUUUGUUAGACCAAGUAGCGUCGUUAUAUUGGGUAAAAAAUAACAUUGAAAGUUUUGGAGGUGACCCUGACAACGUUUGUAUAUUCGGACAUGACGCAGGCGCGGUUAGCGUUGGACUUCAUUUGUUGUCUCCUUAUUCAUCAGGACUCUUCCAAAAAGCGAUCGCUAUGAGCGGCAAUAUCCUUUCACCAGAGACGGUAAAUAUUGCCAGGAAGGAAGUGAUAACGGUCGAUAAAGUGGCUGUUGCGUUCAGUUGUUUUCGAAAACCGACAUUUCAAUUAAUAGAUUGUCUAAGAAGGGUAAAUUAUCAAGCUUUAUUGGAUAUUGGAGAGCCGUUAGCUUCUUGGAAACCGAUUGUAGAUACUGGUUUUAGUAACAUAACUCAGCCAUUUAUAUCAGAUCAGCCAACCAAAAUGUUUCAAGAUGAAGUGUUCAGCCCUGUACCGGUUCUAACUGGUUACACAAACAUGGAAGAUGGACUGCUCCUGGACAAAGGAGAGGAUUCUGGUAUAAGCCAAAGAGAGUUUGAUAUCAUGCGCGAGGAAGUGAUUCUCUCUGAUAUAACCGUUGACAAUAGUUCGUGUUUUACAAAUCAGCAUCACAUACAAGACGCCGUUGAAUUUUUCUACAGACCAAUCCCACCAACGACCAACGAAACCAUCCUUCGUAAACAAUUUUUGGACUUUUACACUGAUAAAGUUUAUGGGGCCACAACUUACCAAUUAGCGAAGUUUAUCAGUAAACAUGCUCCUGUUUAUCUUUAUAGAUUUGAUUUGAAACCGUUUUCAGAUAUAGCGAAUGAGGGUAUACCGGAUUGGAUCGCAGUGCCACAUAAUUUUGAUUUGAUUUUCGCUUUUGGCUUACCCUAUUUAGCCCUGCCCGAAGAUUUUAACAAAUGGGAUUACAGGGAUAAGAGUAUAUCUGAAAUAAUUAUGAAAAUGUGGACCAAUUUUGCAUGGUACUCUAAUCCGUCCAAUUCUGGCGUGAUAAUUCAAUGGGAUACUUUUGAAAUUGAGAGACCCGGAUUCUUUAUAAUCGACAGACAGAAUUUUACGAUGAGCACACCAGCUACAGUCAAUUAUAAAGCAUUUGAGUUCUGGACUGAUUUUUAUCCUAAAGUUUUGGAGAUCGGUACAAAAUGUUGUAAAGAAAUCCAGGACGACUCCGGUACGGAUUCAAUGGCCUAUAAGCAAAUCUUGGUGUUGGUGAUUUCGGCGUGGCUGGUGGCGGGGCAACGACCUUCGUUUGCCGGAUCCAAGCCCAUCGGAUUCCCUGAAGUGGUGACUCCGGCAGACCCCCUGGGCAACCGAUUCGGCGAUGACUCCCCUCUCCCAGUAGAAGCCAAAGGCGACCGGGCACUGGUCGAGCGUCUGAGCAAACUUCCAAUCGACAAGCAGCCUUUCUGGUUCAUCAACUGGAAGGCCAUAGAAGCGGCCCAGAAGAACCCACAAACGUACCCACAAAAAGAAAACUCUUUCACCGACAACUUCCAAGGAGCCAGCCAAUCUCAAUCCGCCAACUUCCAAUCAAAUACUCCCAACACCCAAUCAAACCCUCCGAACACCCAAUCAAACCCUCCAAACACCCAAUCAAAUUCUGCCAUCAACUCUAAUGGUCUUACGUCGAAAUUCGGUGAAACUAAUAACGGAGCAAGUAACUUAGCAUCAAACGGCAACUUCGCAAACACCUUUAACAGCAAUAGACCGAGCCAAGGCUAUCAACAGUACAGGCGUGGCUAUUGAUUCUAGUGCUGAUUGAAAUGCUUUAAUCACAGAUAUCAGAAUGUCACAACUUUUUAAUGAGAAAAGCUUAAUCAAUAUCCUAUCUAGGUAUGUUUUGGGAUUAACUUCUAUAUUGGUUGAAAGAAUGCAAUGUUUUGCUUUCUUGUAAAAAAAGUGUGGGAGAAAUGAAACUUUGUGGUUAAGAGUGAAUUAGACUUAGGGUGCGUUUUCACUGAAGUGCAGCGUAGCGGAGACGGAUGUUUUUGACCAAUCAGGUUAUUGAGAAAAUUAUAACGUUAUCUAACACUGAUUGGUCGUUGCAUGUCUCCGCACCGCUUCAGUGGAAACAACCUUUAAAGCGAGCAAUAAUAUACUCAGUGCAUGCAUAUGCUUGCCAUACCUCAAAUACUCAUAAAGAAAAUCAAUUUGGUACCUAGGAUUUAUUUACUUACUUUUUAUUUGUGUAAUUAAAAAAGAAAAAAAUUACCUACUUA
Maniola jurtina (meadow brown) is the source of this 2837-nucleotide messenger RNA. RefSeq names its product carboxylesterase 1C. Bases 1 to 2364 code for a protein of 787 amino acids. Gene Ontology annotation, cellular component: cell surface; synapse; postsynaptic membrane. NCBI's taxonomy places the organism in Eukaryota, Metazoa, Arthropoda, Insecta, Lepidoptera, Nymphalidae. Gene Ontology annotation, biological process: chemical synaptic transmission; synaptic vesicle endocytosis; modulation of chemical synaptic transmission. The record is from RefSeq and is a predicted model, not a curated record. The transcript is spliced from 6 exons. Gene Ontology annotation, molecular function: neurexin family protein binding; signaling receptor activity.